Aphis gossypii (cotton aphid) is the source of this 972-nucleotide messenger RNA. RefSeq names its product ATP synthase subunit O, mitochondrial (gene ATPsynO). Gene Ontology annotation, biological process: proton motive force-driven mitochondrial ATP synthesis. Gene Ontology annotation, molecular function: proton-transporting ATP synthase activity, rotational mechanism. Lineage: Eukaryota; Metazoa; Arthropoda; Insecta; Hemiptera; Aphididae. The record is from RefSeq and is a predicted model, not a curated record. The transcript is spliced from 7 exons. The coding region runs from base 209 to 781 and encodes 190 amino acids.
GCUUUUCGACAAUAAUUUAAUAUUAUUAGAAAGUUGGCACUGAAAUAAUCUAAAUACAUAUGUUUUUGAAAUAGUGAUAACAAAAAUUAAUGAGACAUGAGUUACCUUUGCUUUGGGUAGUUUUAAGUUUGACCUUUCUUUAAAAUCCUAACUUAUUCACUUGUUUAAGUUAUAGCUUAAGCGAAACAUUUAAAAUAUAAAUUACAUAAUGGCAUCCACAAAAUUCACAACAGUCGUGAGGUCAUUAAGCUCAACCUCAUCCCAAGGAAUGGUCAAACCCCCAAUCAAAGUAUUUGGCAUUGAAGGGCGUUAUGCCACUGCUUUGUUUUCCGCUGGUAGCAAACAAAAUAAAUUGGAAUCCAUUGAAAAAGAUUUAAUUAAAUUUCAGACUGCACUGAAAUCCGAUAAAGUCCUUAUGGAAUUUGUUGAUAACCCAAUUAACAAACGGGCAUUAAAGGCUAGUACUUUACAAUUGGCUGCAAAGAAACUUGCUCUUUCACCUCCGUCAUCCAAUUUUUUGAGCAUGUUGGCUGAAAAUGGAAGAUUGAAAAAACUAAAUUCAAUCAUUAACAGUUUCAAAAUUAUCAUGGCUGCACACCGAGGAGACCUGCCAUGUAUUGUGACAACUGCUAAGCCUUUGGAUUCAGCUGAACAACAGGAACUUAAAAAGACAUUACAAGCAUUUUCGAAAAAAGGAGAGACAAUUAAGUUAGAAUUAAAAGUUGAUCCUUCACUUAUUGGUGGAAUGGUAGUUAGCAUUGGUGACAAUAUGUCGAUAUGAGUGUUGCUACAAAAAUUAAGAAAUACACUGAAAUUAUUAAGGAUGCCGUUUAAAUUCAAAUACAAUGUUUAGUCAAAGUAAAAAAUGGAAUAUUUUAGUGUGUACUAAUUAUUAUAAAACAACAUUGUAAAUUUAUAAUAUCUUUUUUUUUUUAAUUCUGCCAUUAAAAAUUCUAUAGUAUUUACAAAUAA